Messenger RNA from Aspergillus pseudotamarii, 1629 nucleotides. It is a transcript of the gene mac1, whose product is annotated as putative copper-activated transcription factor GRISEA. The coding region runs from base 1 to 1629 and encodes 542 amino acids. Gene Ontology annotation, molecular function: RNA polymerase II cis-regulatory region sequence-specific DNA binding; copper ion binding; DNA-binding transcription factor activity, RNA polymerase II-specific. The record is from RefSeq and is a predicted model, not a curated record. NCBI's taxonomy places the organism in Eukaryota, Fungi, Ascomycota, Eurotiomycetes, Eurotiales, Aspergillaceae. Gene Ontology annotation, biological process: intracellular copper ion homeostasis; intracellular iron ion homeostasis; positive regulation of transcription by RNA polymerase II. The transcript is spliced from 3 exons. Gene Ontology annotation, cellular component: nucleus.
AUGCCUUUGGAUGAAGAAGGCGCCAAGUGGUCAUGCGAACCAUGUAUCCGUGGCCAUCGUUCCUCGAAAUGUCAACAUUUCGACAGAUUGAUGAUGAAGGUGCCCAAGGCCGGACGUCCACUUGCUAAAUGCCCCCAUCCGAAAGGGACAUGUAGCUGCCAAAAGACUUAUGCAUUUAUGAUCCGUAUCCCAAAAGGUGAGUGGCCCAUUCUUUUACAGAACAAACAUUCGCUAACUACCAUUAAGGCUCUACGUGUCUCUGUAGACCGGUAUAUCAAGUGCCUGUGGAUUCGAAUGACUUCACCCGCUCCUGGUAAAAUUCAGAAGUCAUCUAGAAGGCAAAUCAAAACUGCCCCGGAGAGCAUUGCGAAAGCCCUAGAUUCCAUACCAGACUUUGGGAAACAACAUCAUGACAACGGCACCUUGAACCAUAUUUCCCCUUUCAUGUCUCAAGAUCCGGGGCUUAAAACCAUGGGGAACAGUCUAUCUCAAGGUAUCAGUACACCAAAUACUUUUAUACCUCAUCAGGCCCUCGAUAAUGGCGACGACACGAAACCGCCAGGCGGAAGCUGUUGUUCUCAAAAAUCGCAACCACUAGUGCAAACCCAGCCUCAAGCUUCUUGUUGUAAGAAGCCUGAAAGUCCCGCACAAAAUGGCCACAGCACAGAACCCACAAUCGACGGAUCAAGCGCCCCCUAUACGCCAUCUUUGAAUGCGACUUCAUUUACACCUAUUUCUACACCUCAGAUUCCUACAUGGCAGGACUUUAAUGCUGUUGGACAAAAUCACCACUACCCACCGUUUGUGCCGCACCAACAAUCGACUGGGCAACCCGCAUAUGUGCCUGACUAUACGUUACAUACAUCACCCAAGGCUGUUGCUAUGAGCUUUCCCCAUCAGAACAUUACCAGCAAUAGUCUCACCCAAUCUUUUGUCUCGCAACCGUUCCCACAUGAUACUAAUAAUUCUGGUUAUAUGGCACCGGCAACUCUCAACAGUGACCCAACCCACAAUUGCAGCUGCGGUGAUAAUUGUCAAUGCCUGGGCUGUGCUUCUCAUCCAUUCAACAAUACCACAAGACAACAUGUUCAAGAAAUGGGUCUUUUGGUUGCCUUUGAUGGCGAGGACCGGGCCGUGGAAAAAAUGAACGGUUACCAGACCCCCUCUUUGCAUGGCAGACAGCAUAGUGCUACACAACUAGAUUAUCCAUAUACGAACUUCAGUCAUGCCUUCAAUAAUGGUACCCAACAUUUGAUGAUGCGUUCCUAUGGUGAACAAAACCAAACCUCACGCAUACUUGGGAAUGGAUAUUCAUCUCCGCCAGCUGAAUACCUGUCAGAGCAACAGUUUAUGGAGCCUUCGGAGUAUUACACUCUUGAAUAUCCAGUGGGCUUGCCAUCUGGUUGCUCUGAUGUGACGGGAAGUUGUCAGUGUGGAAAUGAUUGUAAUUGCGUUGGCUGUCUCACGCACAGCGGGCACAAUGGCCUUUCUUUUGAACCUGUGACUACCGAGGCUAGCAAUCUGUCUCCUAUUGCCCCCAUGACGUCGUCGGACAACCCAGGCAUCGGCGUGUCCGGGAUACAGGCUUUGGAUGAUAUUACCGUUCCAUCGACAUCCCCCAUGCUGUGA